This is a messenger RNA of Eurytemora carolleeae, 4316 nucleotides long. It is a transcript of the gene Sf3b1, whose product is annotated as splicing factor 3B subunit 1. The coding region runs from base 118 to 4134 and encodes 1338 amino acids. Gene Ontology annotation, cellular component: U2-type prespliceosome; U12-type spliceosomal complex; catalytic step 2 spliceosome. The transcript has 10 exons. Gene Ontology annotation, biological process: spliceosomal complex assembly. Gene Ontology annotation, molecular function: mRNA binding. NCBI's taxonomy places the organism in Eukaryota, Metazoa, Arthropoda, Copepoda, Calanoida, Temoridae. The record is from RefSeq and is a predicted model, not a curated record.
UCGGUCGCGGUUUGGUUAUUCCAACAUGGCCGCUUGCUUAAACAAAACGUUUUGAAUUUACGAAACAAAAUUUAGUGAUAUUUUACGUGAAAUAGAAGAUAAUCACAGAAUCUAAAGAUGGAACAGGCCCCGAAAACUCACGAAGACAUUGAGGCUCAGAUUGCUGCAAUCCAAGCCAAGCGUGCCAGUCAGCCUGUAGACGAGGAUAUUCCUAAGGAGAAUGAACGUGUUGGACUCAAUGAAUCUGGUAUAUUCGAUACAGAGAUCUACGGAGGGAAGGGUAGGUUCGAGGGAUAUAUGACGAGUAUUGCAUCCAAGGAGGAAGAUGACGACGAUGAAGGUAUGGCCCCGGAGCGAAGAGGACAGAGAGCGUCCUAUACUGCACCCCUGGCUCUCCUUAAUGAUGUUGCCAAGAGUAACGAGGAUUAUGAUCCGUUCUCCGAGCACAAGCGCCCUACUGUUGCUAGUCGCGAGUCUGAAUAUCAGGCGAGAAGACGCGCACAACAGAUUUCUCCGGCGAGGUUGGAUCCGUUCGCGGAUGGAGGUAAAACUCCGGAGGUUGGGUCUCGAGGAUAUGCUGAGAUCAUGAAGGAACAGUCUCUAAAAGGGACAGAGGCGGAUUACAGAAAACAGAUGGCGGAGAAGGCGAAGGACGGAACUCUCAAGGCAGUUGACACGAAUGGAGCAGCUAAAGCAGCUCCUAAGAGGAAAGGGAGAUGGGAUCAAACUGUGGACGAAACCCCGUCAAAGACAGCUAAGAAACCCGCUGCAGCUUUCUUUGCUGAAGCAACUACUCCGUCCCACUCCGCCGCCUGGGCAGAGACUCCUGGUAGGAAGGAUCCUGGCUCAGAAACUCCAGGAGCAAGUACUCCUGGUAACAGAAUGUGGGAUCCUACUCCCGCUCACACUACUCCGGGUAGGGAGAAGAACCAGGGAGCAGAAACCCCUGGGCAUGGUUCAGCUACUCCUAGUGCUAGUACUAGAAGGAAUAGGUGGGAUGAAACCCCAAGAACAGAUCGUGAAACUCCGGCUCACGCAGGUUGGGCUGAAACUCCCCGAUCUACACAACCUGGAGACAAGAUUAUAUCGGAGACUCCUACUCCGUCUGCCAGUAAGCGUAGAUCUAGGUGGGACGAAACCCCCGGAGCUACUCCUAGCAUGACACCCGGAGGAGCUACUCCCAGUGGAUCUGCUACCCCAAGUAUGACUCCAGGAGCUACUCCAAGUAUGACUCCUAGUGGAGCUACACCCAGUAUGAUGACUCCAAGCGGAGUUACUCCAAUUGGGCAGAAAGCUAUGGGCAUGGCAACUCCUAGUCCUGCACAGAUGAUGCAGAUGACUCCUGAGCAGAUGCAGGCCUAUCGUUGGGAGAAAGAGAUUGAUGAGAGAAACCGUCCUCUCUCCGAUGACGACCUGGAUCAUAUGUUUCCUCCUGGAUAUAAAGUUCUCCAACCUCCUACAGGAUACAUCCCGAUCAGGACUCCCGCAAGGAAGCUUACAGCUACUCCCACUCCUAUGCUGGGCGCGACCCCUCAAGGAUUUUACAUGCAGACAGAAACUUUGGAUAAAUCUGCAAAGUUUGUUGAUAAUCAACCUAAGGGACAAAAUCUUCCAUUUCUCAAGCCUGAGGAUGCGCAGUACUUCGACAAACUUCUUGUUGAUGUUGAUGAAGAGAUGUUGUCUCCUGAGGAGCUCAAGGAACGAACCAUCAUGAAACUUCUCCUGAAAAUCAAGAACGGAACUCCUCCAAUGAGAAAGUCGGCUCUGAGAAGAAUUACAGACAAGGCUCGAGAGUUCGGAGCAGGACCACUCUUUAACCAGAUCCUUCCCCUUCUCAUGUCUCCAACUCUGGAGGAUCAAGAGAGACAUCUUCUCGUCAAGGUUAUCGAUCGUGUUCUCUACAAGCUUGACGAUCUUGUUCGUCCUUAUGUUCAUAAAAUUUUGGUCGUCAUUGAACCACUUCUGAUUGACGAGGACUACUACGCUCGUGUUGAGGGACGAGAGAUCAUCUCUAACCUUGCUAAGGCGGCCGGACUCGCCACUAUGAUCUCAACCAUGAGACCCGAUAUUGACAACAUUGACGAGUACGUCAGAAACACAACAGCUCGAGCCUUCGCUGUUGUUGCGUCAGCUCUAGGGAUCCCCUCCCUUCUCCCCUUCUUGAAGGCCGUGUGUAGAUCCAAGAAGUCCUGGCAGGCGCGUCAUACUGGUAUCAAGAUUGUUCAACAGAUCGCUAUUCUCAUGGGAUGUGCGAUCCUGCCCCAUCUCCGAGCUCUUGUUGAGAUCAUCGAGCACGGAUUGGUUGAUGAGCAGCAGAAAGUAAGAACUAUUACUGCUCUGGCCUUGGCUGCUCUAGCUGAAGCCGCCACUCCGUAUGGUAUUGAGAGCUUUGACUCCGUUCUCAAACCUCUUUGGAAGGGUAUCAGGACUCAUAGAGGAAAGGGUUUAGCUGCUUUCCUAAAGGCUAUUGGAUAUCUGAUCCCGUUGAUGGACGCCGAGUACGCCAACUACUACACGAGGGAGGUGAUGUUGAUCCUGAUCAGGGAGUUCCAGUCUCCCGACGAGGAGAUGAAAAAGAUCGUCCUCAAGGUUGUUAAACAAUGCUGCAGUACGGAUGGUGUGGAGGCGCAGUACAUUAAAGACGAUAUUCUCCCGCAUUUCUUUAAACACUUCUGGAACCACAGGAUGGCGUUGGACAGAAGGAACUACAGGCAGUUGGUGGACACUACAGUCGAGAUUGCGAACAGAGUUGGAGCAUCAGAAAUUAUUAAUAGGUUGGUGGACGACUUAAAGGAUGAGAACGAGCAGUACAGGAAAAUGGUGAUGGAGUCCAUCGAGAAGAUCAUGGGAGGGUUGGGAGCUGCUGAUGUGGACAGUAGGUUGGAGGAACAGCUCAUUGACGGCAUUUUGUACGCUUUCCAGGAACAAACUACCGAGGAUGUAGUUAUGUUGAACGGAUUCGGUACUAUCGUUAACAGUUUGAGUAAACGUGUCAAACCAUACCUGCCACAGAUCUGUGGAACAAUUCUUUGGAGGUUGAACAAUAAAUCGGCCAAGGUUCGGCAGCAGGCCGCCGAUCUUAUCUCCAGGAUUGCUGUUGUCAUGAAGACCUGUCAGGAGGAGAAGCUCAUGGGACAUUUAGGGGUUGUUCUGUACGAGUAUCUAGGAGAGGAGUAUCCCGAGGUUUUAGGAUCUAUCCUCGGAGCUCUCAAAGCUAUCGUUAAUGUUAUUGGAAUGACCAAGAUGACUCCUCCGAUCAAGGAUCUUCUCCCAAGGCUGACUCCGAUCCUGAAGAACAGACAUGAGAAGGUUCAGGAGAAUUGUAUAGAUCUUGUGGGAAGGAUUGCAGACAGAGGUCCCGAAUAUGUUUCUGCAAGAGAAUGGAUGCGAAUCUGUUUUGAACUCCUAGAGCUAUUAAAAGCGCACAAGAAGGCGAUUAGAAGAGCUACUGUUAAUACUUUUGGAUAUAUUGCUAAAGCUAUCGGACCCCAUGAUGUGUUGGCGACCCUGUUGAACAACUUGAAGGUGCAGGAAAGACAGAACAGAGUGUGCACCACCGUAGCUAUCGCCAUUGUAGCCGAGACCUGCUCCCCCUUCACCGUUCUCCCAGGACUCAUGAACGAAUAUAGGGUUCCGGAGUUAAAUGUCCAGAACGGAGUUCUUAAAUCUCUUUCUUUCUUGUUCGAAUAUAUCGGAGAGAUGGGUAAAGAUUAUAUUUACGCUGUUACUCCUCUUCUAGAAGAUGCUCUCAUGGACAGAGAUCUUGUGCACAGACAGACAGCGUGUGCUGCAAUCAAACACAUGGCCCUUGGCGUGUUCGGAUUCGGCUGCGAGGACGCCCUCGUCCAUCUCAUGAACUUCGUUUGGCCGAACGUAUUCGAAACCUCUCCCCAUCUCGUUCAAGCGUUCAUGGACGCUAUCGAGGGUAUGCGGGUAGCCCUGGGACCUAUCAAGGUUCUCCAGUACUGUAUGCAGGGUCUCUAUCACCCUGCUAGGAAGGUGAGGGACGUAUACUGGAAGGUUUAUAACCAGCUCUAUAUCGGCGGUCAGGACGCACUAAUAGUUGGGUAUCCGAGAAUACCAAACGAUGCUAAGAAUUCCUACGCUAGAUACGAGAUGGAUUAUGUUUUAUAAUUUAUAUUGUGUGAGCGUAGUGUCAGUCAGGUAAAUGAUCGUUCCUUCUAUAGAUAGGGUUCAACAGGAGGACCUUGAGGAACACCCUGUCUUAAAUUUUUUAUUAUUUCGGAAAUAAUUUUGUCUGAAUUGAUGAUUGAAAAACCUUACCGUAAAUAAACGUAUUUCUCAUAAUAAGAUCA